AUGGCUCUAGAUAUCGAGCUGGAGGAAGCCAGGAGGCUGGUUGAGGCGUCCUCCCGGGUUCUGGUGCUCACAGGGGCUGGGAUCAGCACAGACUCAGGCAUUCCAGACUUUCGUGGACCUGAUGGGUUGUGGACGAAGAAUCCAGGUGCCGAGGAGGCUUCUGACAUUGGUGUUUUCGUUAGCGAUGAGAAUGCCCGCAAAGCGUUUUGGCGCAUGAUGGCCUCACUUCAGUCCGACGGGCGAGGCCCGAAGCCGAAUACAGGACAUCGGGCUCUGCUGCAGCUGGAGGAGCAGAAGAAACUGCGCAUGCUGGUCACCCAGAAUGUGGAUGGGCUUCACCAAGCGGCCGGAACUAACCCUGAACUCGUGGUGGAAGUGCAUGGAAACACGCAGGAAAGCUGUUGCUUGUCGUGCGGGGAACCGCGGCCCAUUGCAGAGGUCCUGCCCCAGAUCGAGACAGGUGAGGAUCUGCACUGCCAUUGUGGUGGUCUACUGAAGGCAAAUGUGGUACUCUUCGGAGAGGCACUGCCGCCUCUGGCCCUCGCCAUGGCCUUCGAGGCUGCACGGGACUGCGAUCUCCUUAUUUGCAUCGGCAGCACGCUCUCCGUCUACCCGGUGGCUGCCAUAGUGCCAGAAGCUAAAGACUGCGGGGCUAAGCUUCU
This is a messenger RNA of Symbiodinium pilosum, 662 nucleotides long. The record is from the annotation of a GenBank genome assembly. NCBI's taxonomy places the organism in Eukaryota, Dinophyceae, Suessiales, Symbiodiniaceae.